AUGUCACAAGGUGAAAAUGUUCUUCCGAGUUUCAAUAAUUCAUACAGAGAAACCGCGGUAUCGGAAGACGACAAUGACGAUGAUGAUGUUGUUGAUGAUGAUGAUGAUGAUGAUGUUGAAAAUGAAGGAGGAGCAAAUUCAUCGUCUAGAAGAUUUUGGUUGCAUGCUGAAGACGAGGUCCUUGUGAAGGCUUGGCUUGAGGUUAGUUGUAAUAAGAAAACUAACACCAAACAAAAGGGGGCUGUAUUUUGGGGUAAAAUUGAAAAAAUGUUUGAUAAUGUUAGAUUAUAUAAAGAAAAGUUAUAUAAUGAAGGGGUUAUAAAAAGUGAUUUGUUGAAGGUAAGAAAUUUAGAGCAACUUAGAAGUCGAUGGAAAAGGGUAGCAGCUUCAUGCGCCAAAUUUUCUGGAGCAUAUGCAAUGGCUGUAGAAAGGAGGGCAAGUGGAUGGGAGCCAGUUGAAAAUAUUGUCGAUACAUGUAAGAAAAAUACAUCAAACCAAGGAAACAACUCAAAGAGAUCACGGAUCAAUGAAGCUGGUAACUACUCGUCUUCAACAAACCCGGAUACACCAACCAGUGGUGAUAUUGGGUGUUUUGGGUUCCCCUUAAGUGACAGAUCUUGCAAAAAUAAAGGUAAGAACAAAGUGAUGAAUGUUCCUUCAGAGUCAUUUCAACAAUGGUUGGAUGUUGUGGAAAACAUGAACAUUACAAGGCAAUCUGAAACUGAGAUGGAAAGAGAAAGAUUGAAAUAUGAAAGAGAAAGAGAGGUUGAAAAGACUCAAUUGGAAAGAGAGAAAGAAGCACGAAAGCAACGAAAAAUCAAUAUGGAGUUAUUCAAGAUACUUGAAGCCAAACCGUACUUGUCGGAAGAAGAUCAAGAACGCCGUAACAAUUUAGCGAGGAUAUUAUUCCCAUGA
This is a messenger RNA of Spinacia oleracea (spinach), 915 nucleotides long. RefSeq names its product glutathione S-transferase T2-like. Bases 1 to 915 code for a protein of 304 amino acids. The record is from RefSeq and is a predicted model, not a curated record. NCBI's taxonomy places the organism in Eukaryota, Viridiplantae, Streptophyta, Magnoliopsida, Caryophyllales, Amaranthaceae. The transcript is spliced from 2 exons.